Molecule: messenger RNA, 1291 nt
Organism: Lindgomyces ingoldianus
Lineage: Eukaryota; Fungi; Ascomycota; Dothideomycetes; Pleosporales; Lindgomycetaceae
Product: NAD(P)-binding protein
Exons: 3
Coding region: 385-1173 (262 amino acids)
Molecular function (GO): oxidoreductase activity
Source: RefSeq, a predicted model, not a curated record
CAGCAGGCCUGCUUGGAUUCACCGGGCCCCGGAACAAAAGUGACAUCCGUGCCGAUGAGUGGAAGACGGCUAUGAAAUGGUAGCCCGCUCCGUUUCACGGGCGGGUGGUACCAAAUUCAACCUUAAAUUCGUGUACCUACAUACCUUCCUUGCAUCCAAGAUGUAGUUUGCCGCCAUUUCGACGAUCCCGCCCGUCCAUGAAAGUUGGAUUUGGAUGAGUAUGACGAGUAGAGUGAUGAACGGGAAGGAAAAUCUUUUCUCCGAGCCUCGGCCCAAUUCCCAAAGGUUUCAACUCCACCAAUAGCCGAUAUGCCAUCGUAUCUUUAACUUCAGCAUUAUUCUUGCUCUCUUUCUCACUCAAUUCCCCCCUUAUAGCUCUUCAAUAUGGAUAUCUCAAGUCUCUUCAGCGUCAAGGACAAAGUGGUCCUCGUAACGGGUGGCGCGAAAGGCAUUGGACGAAUGAUAUCCGAGGGCUUUGUCCAGAACGGCGCAAAAGUUUAUAUAUCAUCAAGAGACAGGAAAGCUUGUGAAGAGGCUUGUAAAGAGCUUAAUGCGAUGGGGAAGGGGAAAGCGGAUUUCAUCAGCGCGGAUUUUUACAAAGAGGAGGAUGUUAAGAGGCUAGCUGAGGAGUUAGGACGGAGGGAGAAGAAGCUGGACAUCCUCGUUAAUAAUAGCGGUAGCAACUGGGGCGAAUCCUACGCAACCUACCCCUCCGCCGCCUGGUCGCGGGUCCUCACCUUAAACCUCCAACGGGUCUUCCAGCUUACGCAACUGGUAACGCCGCUCCUCGAGGCCGGCGCCUCCCGCGAAUCGCCCUCGCGCAUAAUAAACAUUGGCUCCGUCGACGGCCUCCGUGUCCCCGCCCUCGAAACCUUUGCCUAUAGCGCCAGCAAAGCCGGCCUUCACCAUUUGUCUCGCGUGCUCGCACACCAUCUCGGCCAGAGGAAUAUCACGAGUAAUACGCUGGCGUGUGGACCGUUUCAGAGUAAGAUGAUGAAGGCGACACUGGACAAGUUUAAGGAUGUUAUUGAGGGCGGGAUUCCAUUGGGCAGGAUUGGAACACCGGAGGAUGUGGCCGGGUGUUGUAUUUGGCUGGGGAGUAGGGCCGGGGCGUGGGUCAACGGAGCGACAAUUGCGUUGGAUGGGGGAACAGUUGUUAGUGCAAAGCUAUGAGCGUGAUGCAAUUGUAUGAUACUAUGCAUGGGUGCUGGUAUAGAAUGAGGGAAUGAGGGGUAGAGAUUAAAGUCAUGUGUAGGCUGGGGUAUCUAGUAUAUGAAUCGUUCCUUUGCUG